UUGAUAAGCGCGCCAUAGAUUUUCCGUUGUUAACCUAACUAUGUACUGCAACUGCAGCUAAACCAAACCAAACUACAGAACUGUUCUUCACAGUCUUACUUAUUUUAUAAAUUUAUUUAUCUGACAAAAUGGGUGAUGCUAGAGCAGUAUCCACUCAUAGAUUGAGCACUAAGUGCCCAGACACUCCAUCUGAAUGUAAUCUAGUGAUUGAUGAUGAUUACGAAGAAAAUAUUCAAUUGGGUAUUUCAAAAGGCAAACCAAAAAGAGCUAAAGGUGUUAGAACUACAGAAGAACCAACACACAUCAUUUGCACUUGGGAUCAAUGUGGCAAACUCUUCCAUGAUAGUGUAAAUUAUAUUAAUCAUGUAGAUGAACACUCUGCAGAAGCAGAAAGUAUUGAUGAUCUUUACAUGUGCCAGUUUGCUUCAUGUGAUUACAUCACCAAAACACAAGCUGCAUUUGUUCGUCAUGUUGCCUUUCAUUCCUACCAUGAAAGAAUUAAAAACAUUGGUAUCAAUGUAGUUGAAAGACAAAGACUGCCCAAAUGUAUUAUUUUAGACCGUUACCAAGUAGGUGAGAUAGCAGCAAAUGAGUGCAGAUGGCACAGAUGCAAUCAAACAUUUGAUAACAUCAAUGAGUUUCUUUGCCAUGUGAGAGACCAUACCAAGAACAAACAGAAAUAUUGCAGGAAGGGUGAUUUUAACAAGUGUGAAUGGCUAGGUUGUAGUUUAAAAUUUACUUCUCUCUAUAAGUUAAUAGACCAUUUGAGGAGUCACACUACUGAGAAGGUGAUUGCUUGCCCAAUUUGUGGGAAUUUGUACUCAUCAAAGACGAGAUUUGCUGAUCACCGAAGAAGACAAAUUCCUUCGGAAUUACACAGCUAUCAAUGUUCCGAAUGUUCUAAACUAUUCUCAACUGAACGACUGCUACGAGAUCACAUGAGGUCGCACAUCAAUCAUUAUAAAUGCAACAUGUGUGAUAUGACUUGUUCACGUCCUUCUAUGCUCGCUGUACAUGUACGCUUCCGACACAUGACGGAAAGACCUUUUAAGUGCCACCUCUGCGAGUUUGGCGCAGUGACAAAGUCUAAUCUCGACUCACAUUUGCUUACACAUUGCCCGGAAAGCAUGUACGCGUGCGAAUUUUGCAACUUUCGAUGCAGAUCUGUUCUGGGUUUAGAAAAUCAUCUUGAACGAGAACAUGUAACGGAACCCGCUCUGCUGUACGAAUGCCACUGCUGCCAGAAACGUUUCCCACGUGGAGGUAAACUAACCACGCACCUGAUAAAGAUACACGACUUCACUUGGCCGUCGGGACACUCCCGCUUCAGAUACAAGCAGGAAGCGGAUGGUUUCUACCGGUUGCAAACAGUGCGCUACGAAAGUUUGGAGGUAACGCAGCAGAUAAUAACAGACAAGCCGCCUGUGAUGGACAAUUCCAAGUAUGAAGUGACAAUCACUUCAUGUCCUUCUGGACGUCUGCCAUCAUUUGUGCUCAGUGUUAGAGAGAAACCAGACGCUUCUGAUGACAAUUCAGAUUAAAUUAUGCAUGAUUCCACUUAAUUUACAAUUUUCUGUCCCAAGCGAAACAUUGUAUUUGUAAAAAUUAAAAUACUUUAUUGAAAUUUCCCAGAUUUGGAUUACGAAUAAGUAAUAAAAGUUCUAAUUAAAUCAAA
Messenger RNA from Dalotia coriaria, 1675 nucleotides. RefSeq names its product Histone H4 transcription factor (gene Hinfp). Gene Ontology annotation, cellular component: nucleus. Bases 129 to 1541 code for a protein of 470 amino acids. Gene Ontology annotation, molecular function: sequence-specific DNA binding; DNA-binding transcription factor activity, RNA polymerase II-specific. Lineage: Eukaryota; Metazoa; Arthropoda; Insecta; Coleoptera; Staphylinidae. The transcript has 7 exons. Gene Ontology annotation, biological process: regulation of transcription by RNA polymerase II. The record is from RefSeq and is a predicted model, not a curated record.